AGCAGCGGCCCGCGUACACCCGCCUCCACGCCCCGCCCAGAGCCGCACCGAGAGUGCGCAGACAGCGCCCGCCGUUUACGACAAGCCGAAAAGCAGUGGCCGCAGCAAGCGCUGGGUGGGCCGGGCCGUUAUGGGGAAAAUCGCGCUGCAGCUCAAAGCCACGCUGGAGAAUGUCACCAACCUCCGGCCAGUGGGCGAAGACUUCCGGUGGUACCUGAAGAUGAAAUGUGGCAACUGUGGUGAGAUUUCAGAGAAGUGGCAGUACAUUCGGCUGAUGGACAGUGUGGCACUGAAGGGAGGCCGUGGCAGUGCCUCCAUGGUCCAGAAGUGCAAGCUGUGUUCGAGGGAAAACUCCAUUGAGAUUUUGAGCAGCACCAUCAAAUCUUACAACGCUGAAGACAACGAGAAGUUCAAGACGAUAGUAGAGUUUGAGUGUCGAGGACUUGAACCAGUGGAUUUCCAGCCCCAGGCUGGGUUUGCUGCUGAGGGUGUGGAAUCAGGGACAGUCUUCAGUGACAUUAAUCUACAGGAGAAGGACUGGACUGACUAUGACGAAAAGGUUCAGGAGUCUGUGGGAAUCUAUGAGGUCACCCACCAGUUUGUGAAGUGCUGAACCCUCUUCCUGUACACUUGCCUCGGAGCUGAAAAGGGAGAGCGUGCCCCCAGCAGCAGAGCGCAGAGGCUGGUCCCCUCACCCCUCGUCUCCUGGCAGUGGUCCAGGCCCUCACGGCCUGCCUGCUCGGCUCUGCCACAGCUUCCCAAGCCCCGCCAAUAAAGUCCCUACUUGUGCCACA
Molecule: messenger RNA, 794 nt
Organism: Cervus elaphus (red deer)
Lineage: Eukaryota; Metazoa; Chordata; Mammalia; Artiodactyla; Cervidae
Gene: CZIB
Product: CXXC motif containing zinc binding protein
Exons: 8
Coding region: 131-613 (160 amino acids)
Molecular function (GO): zinc ion binding
Source: RefSeq, a predicted model, not a curated record